AUGAAACGAGUAAAAAGGCUUCAAACUAUACUUGAAUCUGCAAAAAGUAUCUAUCUUGCUCCAUUAACUUUGAAGAAUUAUCUUCAAACUCUGGGAGAGAUUCAAGAUUACCUUAAGUAUAAAAAAUGGUACAAUGGUGAUAGAACAGCUGAAUUCGACAUUACACUUAGCCAGCUUCAUGAAGAGUUUGAACUUGAAUUCCUUACUAAUAGUUUGACCGGUUUUGAUUCUAAAUAA
This is a messenger RNA of Entrophospora sp. SA101, 237 nucleotides long. Lineage: Eukaryota; Fungi; Glomeromycota; Glomeromycetes; Entrophosporales; Entrophosporaceae. The record is from the annotation of a GenBank genome assembly.